AUGGACAAGUUCAUCAAUUCAUUAUCUGAUUCUCUAUUCCCGCCCUGGACAUUUCGGAAUUCUUUUGGCCUCUCAAGUCUCUCAGCAGAUUUAGAUGAAGUGGAUAUGCAUGGAACAUUAGAAUGCUACAUAUUUCAUGUGGUUGCUGGAAUUGCGUUUGCAUUGGCAACGAUUUGGUUUGCACUACUGGCCAAAGGUCUUGUGGGUGAGAUGAACAAUGGCCAACACCACAGUUCAGAACUCAAAACCAUUUACACUGGCAUCUUUGUGUUGUUAAUUAUUAUUGCAACACUUUGUGGCUUUGCCGUUGUUGGCUUGAGCAUUAGUUUUAUCUUUAUUCUCACUAUCUCACUCAAGAACAGGGGUGAUGGAGGGAGUAGUGAUGAAGACAAUGAGUUUACUGCUGAGGAAGAUGAUGAUACUUUUUGUGAAGAAGAUAACAUGUCAUUAGAUAAUAUGGAUGCCUUAAUAUUGACUGAUGAUGAAGAUGCAGGCUCUUUAUCAUCGAAUCGCAAAACUGAUUCAUUAAAAUCUAUAGAUGAAUCUGAUUUGGAUUUGGAAGAGGGUGUUGUGACAAGUGGGUGUAAAAAGUAUAAUCCAGAUGAGAUGUGCAAAGACUAUAUCUUUGAACUUGGAAUGGAGUUCACCUCAAUUACUCAAUUUAGGGAAGCUGUUCGGGAGUAUUCACUUUUGAAUGGGUAUGAAACAAUAUACAUUAAAAAUGAUAGUGUAAGGUGCCGUAUAAAGUGUGUACGUUGUGAUUGGUUAAUAUUUGUGAGUAAGGAGAGGGAUUCCAUGACAUAUCGUUUGAAGACUUAUAAUCCAAGACACACUUGUGGUGUGACUUUUAGUUCUAAGAAUGUUUCAUCUAAAUGGGUGUCAGAAAAGAUUAAAAAUAGAAUAAAGACAAAUAAGAAUAUGAGUCUUGGAGAUGUGAUAUCCACAAUUAAAGAAGAUUAUAUGGCAGUCGUGUCAAUGCCUAAGGCUUAUUGGGCACAAAGAAAGGCAAAACAAGCUAUUGAAGGUGAUUUUGUAGAUGAGUAUAAGAGACUAUGGGAUUACAACAAUGAGGUCCUCUCAAAAAGUCCUGAAACUACAUUCAAAAUUUUGACAGAUCGUCCCUUUAUUGAUAGAGCACCAAGAUUCAAAAGAUUAUAUCUUUGUUUGGAUGCUGUCAAGAUAGGAUUUUUAGCAGCAUGUAGACCAAUCAUUGGCUUAGAUGGAUGCUUUUUAAAGGGACCUUAUGGUGGAAUAUUGCUGGUAGCAGUAGGACGUGAUCCAAAUGAGCAGUAUUUUCCUUUAGCAAUAGCUAUUGUUGAAGGUGAAAAUCGAGAUUCAUGGUCAUGGUUUCUUGAGCAUAUUCUAAAUGACAUAGGAAGAACACAAAGAUGGGUCUUUAUUUUUGACCAACAGAAGGGAUUAAUGCCAACAUUUGAGUCACUUCUUCCUGAAGUUGAGCAUCGCUUAUGUGUUAGGCAUUUAUAUGCCAACAUUAAGAGUAGAUAUUAG
This is a messenger RNA of Neltuma alba, 1509 nucleotides long. RefSeq lists its product as uncharacterized. The transcript is spliced from 4 exons. Lineage: Eukaryota; Viridiplantae; Streptophyta; Magnoliopsida; Fabales; Fabaceae. The coding region runs from base 1 to 1509 and encodes 502 amino acids. The record is from RefSeq and is a predicted model, not a curated record.